Messenger RNA from Physella acuta, 2019 nucleotides. RefSeq lists its product as uncharacterized. NCBI's taxonomy places the organism in Eukaryota, Metazoa, Mollusca, Gastropoda, Physidae. The record is from RefSeq and is a predicted model, not a curated record.
AUGGCUGCAAGGCAGGUGGUCUUAACGUUAGCUCUACUGGUGACUAGUGGGUGGGUGACCACUGGUCAAGAUGAUACGACGUGGGAAUCAGCUUUUGAUGCUUUGGACGAUUUAGGAUGUCGUCAGAACACUAGAAGGUACCUGUUCUUCAGCAAGAUGAUGGAAGUUCUGAGAAACGCUCCACAGGAAGAUGAAGAAUACAAUUACACUUCACAGAUACAAGAAAUCCUUACAGGCGAGCAAGUCACCUUUCUGAUCCCAACUGACGAGGCAAUGAACAUGAUCCCAUCGGAGAAACUCAGUGAGCUACAGGGAAAUUCUAGGCUGAUGCUGGAGAUCAUCACCCUCCACAUCAUCCCCAACCAAGUCCUGUACACAUCACUAGUUAACCACAAUGAGAGAUUCAACACACAGUUAAAUUCAGGGGCUGUUAUCUUCAGGAACUACAGAGAAGGAAUGUACGUUACGGGUGCACUAAAAGGUGGUGGAACUGUAACAGCCAAACUGAACCCAGGCAACAGAACUGUUCUCAAUGGUGUUGUCCAUCAGAUUGAUGCCAUGCUGGGAUUUGUUUACAAGACUGCUAUUGAGGAGAUUCAGAUUGAUCCUAACACUCAAAACUUUGCACAGCUGAUUAAUGCAACAAGUCAAGAUCUACAGGACCACUUGAAUGCCACCAGUGGCGUUAUUGUACUUGCCCCAACAAACGCAGCCAUGAAUGCCAUAAGGGCGAUCUACCCAAACUAUACUGAAAACCAGUCUUUGGUUGAUAUGAUUUUCGAGAUGAGUGUUUUAGAACAAGGCCAUUCCAUUAAUUUAAUAGACCAUAACAGGGACUAUGAAUCCUUUAAAACCGCAACUUCAAGAUAUAAUGGAAGUCUUAUCAAGGUUUACCAGGAAGGAAAUGAUCUAUGGGUAGAAGGAGGAUAUGUAAAGGCCAGAGUUAUCAAACCUGACAUAGGUGUCACUAAUGGAGCGGUCCAUCAGAUUGAUGCAGUUUUUGGGAUCCCCACUCGGGAUAUUCCAUACACUGUCUUCUGUGAGGACUGGCUCGUAUCGACAUACACCCAGCUCAAGUACGUAGGUCUGGACGCCUACAUGAGAGAUCCAACUCUGACCAGAAACCAGGACUGUGUGUUUAGUGCCAGUGCUGCCGCUGGUCAAGUCCCUCCUGCUGCUGGCACCUGGCAAACUAACACUGGACAAGCCAAUCAGAAUCAAACUAACACUGGACAAGCCAAUCAGAAUCAAACUAACACUGGACAAGCCAAUCAGAACCAAACUAACACUGGACAAGCCAAUCAGAACCAAACUAACACUGGACAAGCCAAUCAGAAUCAAAAUUUCUAUGGAGGCUUGUGUGGCGAUGGUCUAGAUAGAUGCGAGUUUACCUUCUUUGUACCUAAUGGAACAGCCAUUGACAACUUUGCCCUGACUGCUUAUGGACGGCAAAUGAUGAACGAUCUGCACAAAUGGAGAUGGCUCCUAAGAAGAUUAAUCACAUUCAGAGAGAAGAUAUACAUUGACCAGCUGGCCUUUGGUGCAACUAGGAGUUAUUAUGCUGACAAUGGUGAAGAGAUCAUCAUACAGACAGACUCCAGGUCCAAUAUACCCAGUGGACAAAGAACAACCUACAUCAUGUUUGGAGGUGUCAGAGCGCAAGUUGCACACUCAGAUAUAGGGGCCACCAAUGGUGUCAUACAUAUUAUAAGCUCUCUACUUUUUAUACCAGAGGAUUUGGACAGGUUCGCCAAUAAAAGUGAUCAAAAUAAAUUUGAACGCUGCUGACCACACUAACCCUCCAUUUGCCGAGGUCACAAAACAGGCGAACUCUACUUCACUUGCCUCAUGGUACGUCAUGUUCGAUCGUAAAUUGUACUUGAUAACAAUUAUUAAACUAUUUGGUAUAAGCUACUCGACACAAUGAUGAGAUAAGAAAAAGUUAAUAUUCUACUUGUAUUCUUCUUCUAAGUGUUACUAAUUUUAUCUGUAUAAAAAUGACUAUAAUUAGAGGCUGAU